This is a messenger RNA of Spizellomyces punctatus DAOM BR117, 1185 nucleotides long. RefSeq lists its product as uncharacterized. NCBI's taxonomy places the organism in Eukaryota, Fungi, Chytridiomycota, Chytridiomycetes, Spizellomycetales, Spizellomycetaceae. Gene Ontology annotation, molecular function: oxidoreductase activity. The transcript has 4 exons. The coding region runs from base 1 to 1185 and encodes 394 amino acids. The record is from RefSeq and is a predicted model, not a curated record.
AUGUCCUUUAUCUGUACGCGAGUCCAGCAAUUUUCCCCGUCAAAAGCCGGAUUGACUUUAAAGGCCCGUCUUUACGCACCGCGAUUACUUGGUCAUCAGACUUGUCUUAUAGCCCAGCGGAACAGUAUUACCUCUAUAUUGACGUUAAGGAUGACAGUCUCUACAAUGCGAGCGUAUCGAUAUGACAACACUGGGGGCCUUGACCAACUUCGAUUACGAGAGGUCCCCAAGCCAGUUCUGGAACCUGGAGAAGCUUUAGUGAAAGUAAAAGCCAGCGGAGUCAAUCUGUCCGACGUGGUUGGAAUUUGCGGUUGGCUUCCAUUCGUCACGACGCCCAGAGUACCAGGUCGAGACUACGCCGGAAUAGUGGAGGCGGUACGAGAUCAGCAUGACGACCACUGGAUUGGCAGCGAGGUGUGGGGGACCGGGGGUAAUGUAGGUUUUACCGUUGACGGAUCAUGGGCAGAGUAUAUCAAGGUACCUGUGAAGGCUUUGAGUAAAAAGCCGACCAACCUCUCAUUUGCUGCAGGGGCAACGGUCGGUUUGCCUUGGCUAUGCGCCGAUCAGGCAGUGAACACCCUGGCGAGUGUUCGUAAGGACGAUGCCGUACUCAUCAUUGGCGCCCGCGGUGCAAUUGGGUCCGCCGCUGUCCAACUAUGUCGAUCUAUCGGCGUACAAGAGCUAUACGGCACAUUUUCCAGCAAGCCAUCGGAAUCCCCUGGCUUGAAGGCUAUCGAUCUGAGUGCUGCAGAUGGGUCCAACAUCGGUGCAUAUGCCGAUCUUUUAAAACGAACGGUAAAAAAAGUCAACGUUGUCAUCGAUGCAUACGGGUCAGACUUCGACGCCCAUCUACUCAACGCCUCCCUCGACGUCCUGACGCCAGGUGGACGAGUGGUUGUGAUGGCCGUGCACAGCAAGUCAGGAGUAUCGUGUCUCAAUCUCCGCAAGUUUUAUGCCAAGAGCCUCGUUUUAUAUGGAUUAAGUUCGGGACAAGUGACUCAGGAAAUGGGAGCACGGUUGCUCGAUAGACUUGCGCCUGGAUUUGAGACUGGAAUUUUCAGCAACGAGAGUAAGCCUAUGGCUCUGGUAAGGUUUUCCGAUGAACAAAAGGUACACGAUGGUCUCAAGGCCGUGUAUGAAAAGACGGGAAAGGAAAAAUACGUAGUGACAUUCGAUAGUGAGUAG